UAAAAUUAAUUCACUUCCCGACAACCAAUAUUCCAUUUCAUUUCAAAGUUCUUCAAAUUUUUCUCUCAGAUUUCGGUAAACCAUCAAUUUUCCCACUCUUUUUUCUCUGUCAAAAUCUUUUCAGUUCAACUCUUUUCCUUCUUGAAUAAUGUGUGGAGGUGCUUUAAUUUCUGGUUUCAUUCCGACGACUCGCUCCCGGCGAGUCACCGGUGAACACCUUUGGCCCAAUUUGAAUAAACCUGGCUUCGGAAGUCAGUUGUCGAAGCCGGUUAAGUCCAGUAUUGUUGAUAUUGACGAUGAUUUCGAGGCCGAUUUCCAGCACUUCAAGGAUGAAUCAGAUUUGGAAUUGGACGAUGGAGAGCUCGUCGAUGUCAAACCCUUUGCAUUCUCUGCUGGUAGAAAUCCUUCCGUUCCUUCUGCUCGUGCCUCAAAAUCUGUAGAAUUCUCUGGACAAGCUGAAAAAUCUUCAAAAAGAAAGCGAAAGAAUCAGUACAGGGGAAUCCGACAGCGACCAUGGGGUAAAUGGGCAGCAGAAAUUCGUGACCCCCAGAAAGGAGUCCGUGUGUGGCUUGGAACCUUUAAUACUGCUGAAGAAGCUGCUCGAGCUUAUGAUGCUGAAGCACGACGAAUUCGAGGAAAGAAAGCUAAGGUCAAUUUCCCCAAUGAAGCUCCACAAACUAGUGGAAAGCGUUCAGCAAAAACAAACCUUCAGGAACCACUUGCCAAAACUAGCUUGACAAGGACCCAACCAAAUCUAAUCCAGAACAAUGAUUUUGUGAAUAGCUCUGAUGAAGAAUACUAUAGAACCAUGGGAUUCCUGGAGGAAAAACCACUUGCAAAUCAACUCGUCAACAUGAACUCAUUCCAUGCCAAUGGAGACGUUGCAAUAAAAACCAGCCCACCUUCUUCUGAUGUUUCCCCCAUGUACUUCAAUUCAGAUCAAGGGAGCAACUCCUUUGAUUACUCUGACUUUGGAUGGGGAGAGCAGGGUGCAAAAACUCCUGAAAUCUCGUCUACUCUUUCAGCUGCCAUGGAAAAUCAAGAAUCUUACUUUGUGGAGUCUGCUUCUCCAAGGAAAAAAGUCAAGUAUAGCUCAGAGAAUAUGGUACCUCAAGGCUCUGAAAAGACCCUAUCUGAGGAGCUGUCUUCUUUUGAGUCAGAGAUGAAAAAUUUCCAGAUGCCAUAUCUUGAUGGUGGCUGGGAUACAUCCAUGGAUGCCUUCCUUGCUGGAGAGACGGGGAACCAGGAUGGCGAAAACUCAGUCGACCUUUGGACUUUUGACGAUCUUACAGCAAUGAUCAGCAGUGUCUUCUAAGCAAUUCUUGUCCACCUUGCUAGGUUAUGUAAAUAAAAGCUACAUAUUAGAACAUUUGUCUGCCAUCUGUCACGGGAAUGGACGAGAGAAAGAGAUCUGCCUGCAUAAGCAAUGACCUAACGAACAUGGCCAUUGGUGUGUAUGUUCAAUGUGAGGGCACAUAGUAACUACUUGGUAGGCUCCUUUUCAUGUUUCGAGACCACACUAUGGGAAACUCAAAACUAAUAUAUGCUUGUACUGAUAAACUAUGCUAUGGAUGUUGAAAACUUGUUGAAUCUCAAUUCUACCUUUUGUGUUUGUAUGAAUGAUGGAUGGUUGUUCCCAUUCCCUUCCAUAUCUCUUCGAUAUUCUAUAACAUUCAUAAACAGAAACCGAAAAGGUUCUAUUUUUGUUCUGUACUAAGGAAAUGUGCAAUAAAAAUGUCUGUUUGGUGCA
Cucurbita pepo subsp. pepo (vegetable marrow) is the source of this 1750-nucleotide messenger RNA. RefSeq names its product ethylene-responsive transcription factor RAP2-12. Gene Ontology annotation, molecular function: DNA binding; DNA-binding transcription factor activity. NCBI's taxonomy places the organism in Eukaryota, Viridiplantae, Streptophyta, Magnoliopsida, Cucurbitales, Cucurbitaceae. The record is from RefSeq and is a predicted model, not a curated record. Gene Ontology annotation, biological process: ethylene-activated signaling pathway; regulation of DNA-templated transcription.